UUUGUGAACCAGUCGUCUGGCUAAAGAUCGCCAUUUUAAUUCCCGAUACUUUGUGAUAUUGUUUACAAACAGAGCUUGAAAAUACCCACAAAACCGGUCAAAUUAAAGCAAAAGGCACCAAAAUGGCGUCUCUUCCGCCAAAGAGGAAAGAGAUUUACAAGUAUGAGGCACCUUGGACGCUGUACAGUAUGAAUUGGAGCGUCAGACCUGAUAAAAGGUUCCGGUUGGCUGUCGGCAGUUUUGUGGAAGAAUACAACAACAAGGUUCAGAUUGUGUCACUGAAUGAGGAGACGUCAGAGUUUGAGGCUAGGAGUACAUUUGAUCACCCGUACCCUACCACCAAGAUUAUGUGGAUACCCGACAGUAAAGGUGUAUUUCAAGAUCUGGUUGCUACUAGUGGUGAUUACUUAAGGGUCUGGCGUGUGAGUGAUACCGACACCAGACUGGAAUGCCUCUUGAAUAAUAAUAAGAACUCCGACUUCUGUGCUCCGCUGACAUCCUUUGAUUGGAACGAGGUUGAUCCAAACUUGCUUGGAACCUCAAGCAUCGACACCACAUGUACAAUAUGGGGCUUGGAGACAGGCCAAAUGCUAGGCAGAGUCAAUAUGGUAACUGGUCACGUCAAAACACAACUCAUCGCUCAUGACAAAGAGGUUUAUGACAUCGCCUUCAGUCGAGCCGGAGGCGGGAGGGAUAUGUUUGCAUCAGUUGGUGCUGAUGGCUCGGUGAGAAUGUUCGACUUGAGACAUCUGGAACACUCAACGAUCAUAUACGAAGAUCCCCAGCACCAUCCGUUACUUCGACUGGCCUGGAACAAACAAGACCCCAACUACCUUGCCACAAUGGCCAUGGAUUCAUUUGAGGUGAUCAUUCUUGAUGUGAGGGUACCCUGCACACCGGUUGCCAGACUCAACAACCAUAGAGCCUGUGUGAAUGGCAUAGCCUGGGCUCCACACUCCUCUUGCCACAUCUGCACAGCAGCGGACGAUCACCAGGCUCUGAUCUGGGAUAUUCAGCAGAUGCCUCGUGCCAUUGAAGAUCCUAUCUUAGCCUACACUGCCGACGGAGAAAUCAACCAUAUCCAAUGGGCUUCCACUCAACCAGACUGGAUUGCCAUCUGCUACAAUAACUGUAUGGAAAUACUCAGGGUUUGAACUGGGAACCUAGGGGAGGGGAAUGUAAACACCGUAAGAAAUCUGCUUCAGAAUGGAAAAUAUUGUGACCAGGUCCUACAAAAUGAUUCUUAAGCCCUAUUUUCAAUAAUGCUAUUUUUAGUAAUGUGAGGAAGAGCAGAGUGAACUUGUUAAGAUGUAUGACCUAUUUACCGUCCUGACAAAAAUAGACAAUGCUGAUGGUUCCCAUUGAUUUAUGUUUCAUCACAUUCAUGCUGAGCUGAAACUGUACCAGGAGUAUUGUGUAAUGUAUAUUACACUUCACUGGUUCCCUGCUGGUUAUUGCUAAUAGGACAUAAAGUUGCUAACCAAUCAGGCUUUGUCUGAACUAGUUAGCUGCAGCUUGAAGUUGUACACAAGUCUUUGGUUGUGGCUCAAGCCAGUUCUCAUAGAGUCAUGUACAAUUUGAAGCCAGAGCCAAGUCCAUCAUGCACAGUCUAAUAUCUUCUUGGAAGAUUGCAAUUGCUGUAGUUUCUUUGUGGCUACACCUGAAGCCAUCGUAUUUUUGGCUACGACUUGGUGUUUGCCACUGAUGUAUCACUCCAAAAAUCCAUAGCCAUAGAUCUAGAAGCCCAGUCAAGAUACGGCAUGACUAAAUACCUCCUAACAAAAUUUGUACAUGUUGAUCAGUUCUGCUGUGAGGCAUUGUGGGUGGCUGGUGACCAAUUCCCUGUGAUUUUUUGCCUUUCAGGGAUGAAGACUUGUACAUAUAAUUGGAAUAUACUUGGAAGCAUACAUUUCCCAUACAAUUGGAACAUACAUUUCCCAUACAAUUGGAAGCAUACAUUUGCAAUAUAAUUGAAGCAUACCUGUACAUUUGCCAUAGAUUGGUAAACAUGCAUUUGCCAAAGAACAGGAAAAUAUGCAUUUGCCAUGGAAUGGGAAGCAUACAUUUGCCAUAGAAUGGAAAGCAUACAUUUGCCAUAGGAUUGGAAGCGUACAUUUGCCAUAGAAUGGGAAACAUGCAUUUGCCAUGGAGUACGAAGCAUAUAUUUGCCAUGGAGUACGAAGCAUAUAUUUGCCAUAGAGUUGGAAGCAUACAUUGCCCUUAGAAUUGGAGGCAUAUAUUGCACGUAGAAUUGUCAGAGGAAGGCAAAAUACUAUUCAGCAAUUUUUAUCACACAGUUGUUAGAUUUUCAUCUUGGAGUAUACAUAUUCUCCUCUACUGGGACAAGAAUUUUGAUAUUUUCAGAGAAAAAGGAGAGCAUUUUCUGAUGUCCCUUUCAUUUGCGCUCUGAAGGAAUUUUUGUAUCCAGAGAAGCAGAGGGUUUUAUCUUGAAGACAAAAAUUGUAAAAAUAGCUCAUCUCUUGUUUGUAAAUAUGAAAUGCUGUAGUGUGCAGAUUGUAUUUGAUGUUUGUUAUGUUUUUAAGAAUUUCUGUAAACUAUUGUAUUUCUUGCAUGCCAUAAUCAAUGUAAGGCUGGUUGGAAUGGUCAAACUUGUGUGAUUAAUUCUCAUAAAAAAUAAUGGCCCACAGAAUUGCUCAGUAUUACAGUUCUUAGCUGCUGGUGAACUGUGUUUGUAAGAUUGUCCAUGAAAGAAAUCCAUAUUCAUCCUGUGACCACUGACACAGAUUUUGUUCAUUUCUAAGGAGGUAAGAUUUGAAACCGUUUUGAAUUUAUUGCUGAUUGUUUUUUUAUACCACCGAAUUUUAUAACACCUAAUUUUCAAAGAUCCAGAUCAAAAGAUGAUUACACUGAAAACAAUAUAGUUACCCCUAAAGGUGCCAGUCACCUUUGCUACCUGGGGACAAAGGUAGUGGAGAGAAUGCCCUUUAUAUGCUUACUGGUUUAUAUUACCUAAAAUGAAUGACAGCCAUCUGCGUACACUGCAUGUACGGACAGGUUGUCACUCCAUCGCUUUUUUGUUUCAGCACACAUAAAGAAAUUGGAAAAUCACACCUUUUUUCAACCCUUUACCAGUAUGCCCCUCAAAUUUCCUACUUUAUCUUCUUGUUAUACCAUCAUCUCUUACAUGCCUCCGUGUGAAAUGAGUCAUGACAUUGAAGAGACAGAAAAAUUUCUCAUUUAAAACAGCUUAAAAGUUGUUUUGAAUGUGGUUAUUUAUUUGGAUGAAUCCAGCGUAGCUUAGCUGCCUUAAUCAUGAUAUUAAAGAAUGUACAUAUUCAUACAAAUCUUCAAUUCUUGAUUAUUGUCUACAUUUGAUCCUCCCAUUUUGGGUCUCACAUUGUGAAAGAAACUAGUAGCUGUUUACUGCCAAGAUUAGUGGACAAUGUUCAUUUCAUGGCAGGUACAAACCAGGAACUUUAUGUAUGAAUCCCCCAGUUAUUCUAGAAAUGCAACGAAAGCAUUCAUUGCAUUUAUCAAUCUGAUCCUUAAUGGGAUUUUAUUUUCAAUGUACAGGACAUGUACAUAAAGUUUGACCAACUCUGUAUGGACACCUUUACCGUUUUACAAAUUGUACCAGUAGUUGGCGCUAUACUGGUCAAAUGGUACUGACAACACUGCCCACGGAGCUGGACAUGUCUGUUACAGUGUACAUGUACAUUCUAAAAGUAGCAAGUUGCAUUUGAGUCCAGAACAGGUGUAUCAAAAUCCCAUUUCAAGUCUGGACACAAAAGGAGGGUGAAGAGUAACAGGAAUCUCUUUCUUACAGUUCACUUGAAUGUCGCUUGUGACCUUGGUGGCCUGCAUAACGUGAUCCGCACAAGACCGGCAACUUUACAAAACUCUAUAUGUAGACAAGGCCUUCCAAACCUGAAAUCUAGCACUCCUGACUUCACUCAGUUCAUUGCACGUAUACAUUCAGUGAUCUAAAACUUACCCAUGUGUACAGGAAUGUUCAAAAUAAAAGAAUUUUAGAUGUA
Acanthaster planci (crown-of-thorns starfish) is the source of this 3998-nucleotide messenger RNA. RefSeq names its product DDB1 and CUL4 associated factor 7 (gene dcaf7). The record is from RefSeq and is a predicted model, not a curated record. Lineage: Eukaryota; Metazoa; Echinodermata; Asteroidea; Valvatida; Acanthasteridae. Gene Ontology annotation, molecular function: protein binding.